AUGUCGAACUAUUCACCUUAUCCGCCCACUUCGAUGCCAGAUCCAAGGCUUGGGCCUCCGAUACCAAUCUCGCACAUGCCAGGUCCGAGCGGUAACAAGAGACUCGCUCCUCCUCACCCGCAUCCGAGCGAAACACCGGCCAAGAAGAAGCAAUCGAAAUGGACCGCCGACGAAGAUCGAUCGAUCAUCGAGCUACGAGGGAACGGUAUGAAAUGGGAAGACAUUUCAAAGCACUUACCUGGGCGAAGCGCGAUCAGCUGUAGAUUGCGCUUCCAAAACUACCUUGAGCGACGCUCCGAGUGGGACGAGGAGAAGAAGAACAAGCUCGCUCGACUCUAUGAGAGGUUCAAGAAGGACAUGUGGGAAAAGAUCUCCAAAGAAAUGCAAUUACCUUGGCGAGCAGCCGAAGCCAUGCACUGGCAAAUCGGCGAGAUUGAGAUGGCUCAAAGAGCAAACGUGCCGGUAUUCCACCUCGCUGGCCAGCAACCGGGUUCGUCUCAAGCAGGCCCAGGUUCCGAGGGAGGAUCGAGCACGUCUCCGUUAUCAGGCGGUGGACCCCCAUUGAGCGGAAUCGCAUAUUCGCACACGCACAACCAUAGUCUGCCCCAAGUGCAACAGCCCAUCUCUCACCCCGUCUCUCCGGUCCAGUCGAGACUACGGCGUAGCAGCGACGAUUCUUCUCCCGGCGGACCGUCACUGCGCCGUCGCGCCGAUUCUGCACGCUCGGUGCCAAAUUCCACCACGCUCAGCCGAGCACCAUUGCCGCCGCUCGCCGACGUCACACGUCCUCCGGGACACGCUAUACGCUACACCCUACCGCCAGUAGUGACAUCGUCCGAGCGACGAUGAAAGUCUUCGUUUCAACUAUUUUCGCAUAGCACACGGAGCGAAUCUUUUCGGGUCUGCAAUAUCGCAUUUGCAUCAGCGGAAUGAGACUACGACUUGACGCAUGCAUAUAGAGCCGCACGGUCUCUUCGCAAAAAUUUAUGUACAACAGCUGACGAUAUGACGAGACGAUUUGUAGAAUAGGCAUGACUUAGUUAGACAGGAGAGCAGUUGAGGCGAUUUGAGCAACGAAUGUUAAUGCCGUUAGAUUCAGCAUCGGAAUCCGAGCAGAAGGACUGUCGCUCGACGUUGAAAUAAAAUUUGUGCUCCCGAG
Messenger RNA from Pseudocercospora fijiensis CIRAD86, 1159 nucleotides. RefSeq lists its product as uncharacterized. Gene Ontology annotation, molecular function: DNA-binding transcription factor activity, RNA polymerase II-specific; RNA polymerase II cis-regulatory region sequence-specific DNA binding. The transcript has 2 exons. Gene Ontology annotation, biological process: regulation of DNA-templated transcription. NCBI's taxonomy places the organism in Eukaryota, Fungi, Ascomycota, Dothideomycetes, Mycosphaerellales, Mycosphaerellaceae. Gene Ontology annotation, cellular component: nucleus. Bases 1 to 849 code for a protein of 282 amino acids. The record is from RefSeq and is a predicted model, not a curated record.